CGAGUACACGGUAGAUAGUACGCGUACACCAUUUAAUCGCGGUCCCGCGUUUAUCUCCAGGCAGCCUCACACGUUGUAAUAUAAUAGAAUUGACAGCGGAAAAAAACGAAACCUACAAGUGCUAAAUCUUUAUAUUCGGCAGCAGUAAAUUAUUUUUUUGGGAAAGAGCACAUUAAACAGUUUUUACUUUCUAUCCAACUUAUAAUUAAGGAAAAACAAUUGUUUGACUCGAUUUUUACAAUGAUCAUUCCCACAGUUGUUAAUUUGUUUAGAAGCCAAUGCCUGUCUGUAAUGUUGCCCAAAAGGAAUUUUGUGAAUUCCCCUAACCAAAAAAAUUUUUUGGCUUUUGUCACUGGAAUACGACACAUGUCCACUAGCAGUAGCCAACAGUUUGAUGAAGCACAGAAGAGAUUGCAGACACUAAAGACGAGUCCAGGAAAUGAAGCCAAACUGAAACUAUAUGGCUUAUUUAAGCAGGCAACUGUUGGAGCAGUUAACACAAAGAGACCUGGCAUGACAGAUUUUGUUGGUAAAGCAAAAUGGGAUGCUUGGAAUUCUCUGGGAUCAAUGUCUCAGGAAGAAGCCAAAAACAAAUAUAUAACAUUUGUUGAUAGUCUUGUUGGACCUGCAAAUUCCAAUGAAUCCUUGAAUGCAGUAGAGUCAUCAUCUCCAGGAUUUGAUGUAAAAAUGGAUGGAAAGCUCAGGAUCAUUACACUUAACAAGCCAAAAACAAAAAAUGCUUUUACAUUAGGAAUGUAUUUAGAUUUUGCUAAGCUUUUAAAGGAGGCUGCGGAAGAUCCAAAUACGACUCUCGUUGCUGUAACUGGCGCUGGGAAUAUCUUUUCCAGUGGAAAUGAUUUAACAACCUUUACGUCUUUUACCGGUACCGUACGCGAAGCUGCUGAGGAAGGAAAACGCUGCCUGAAUAUAUUUGUGAGCUCACUGAUUGACUUUCCGAAACCAAUCAUUGGGGUCGUUAAUGGACCUGCAGUAGGCAUAGCAUGUACAAUCCUAGGAUUAAUGGAUGCAGUGUACGCUACCGAUCGAGGAUGGUUCCAAACUCCAUUUAGUGCAUUGGGUCAAUCUCCAGAAGCUUGUUCUUCACAUACUUUCCCUAAACUCAUGGGAUCGUUAAAAGCCAACGAAAUGCUUUUCUUCAACAAAACAAUUACGGCAACGGAAGCAUGCAAAUUAGGCUUGGUAACUUCAGUUUUACCAGAUGCCAAUUUUCAAAGUGAAGUGUGGCCAAAUCUAAAGGAAUGGUCCGAGCUUCCGCAGAAGUCGUUGGUACACAGCAAAGAAUUGAGUCGUCAGUUUGACCGCGAGCUGUUGCACAAAGUCAAUGCAGCCGAAUGCGACCGGUUGCUCGAACGCUGGCAAUCGUCAGACUGCAUGGAAGCUGUUCUGAAAUUUUUCAGCAAAAACGCCAAAUAAUGCCUUACAUUGCUAAAAUAAUCAAAAAGAAGAACACAAAAA
Molecule: messenger RNA, 1476 nt
Organism: Daphnia carinata
Lineage: Eukaryota; Metazoa; Arthropoda; Branchiopoda; Diplostraca; Daphniidae
Product: enoyl-CoA delta isomerase 2-like
Exons: 7
Coding region: 241-1434 (397 amino acids)
Molecular function (GO): fatty-acyl-CoA binding
Source: RefSeq, a predicted model, not a curated record